AUGGCCAUCAUCACGCCCAUGCACCAGGGGGAAUUCGCCGCGGUCGAGAAUCGCGGUGCCAUGUGGGCUUGCGGUUAUACCUUUGCCGGCAUUAAUUUCAUCCCCGAAUCACCACGUUGGCUACUGAGUCACGACCAAGACGAGACAUCAUUGAACGUUCUGAAGCGUAUCCACGCUCAGGCGGGCGACCCUGACCACAUCAAAGCCAAGGAGGCGUGCCACCUCUUGGUGAAGCAGCACAAGGCUAACAAACAAGUCUCUUUGAACCGAAGCUUCGAAAUUCUACGUACCAAGGCCAAUCGAUAUCGCUCCCUGGUCUCCAUGUUGCUCAUAUUCUUCGAUCAAAUGCAGGUUGUCUACGUCUUGGUCAGUUACGGCGUGCUGAUAUAUGGCUCGCUUGGACUGAGUGGCAAGAUACCGCAUUUCCUCAACGCGUGCUGGACCACGUAUGCCAUCGUCGGCAAUACCAUCACCGUAUUCAUUGUCGAUCGCUUUGGGCGCCGGCGGCAAUUGCUGAUUGGUACCAUGGGCUGUCUCACCAGUCUGAUCUUCGAGGCGGCACUCACAGCAACUUACCUUGGCACAAACAACAAAGCCGGCCUGCACGCCUGUGUAUUCUUUGUGUGGCUGAUGCUACGCAAUUCGUCUACGUGUCUGAAAUUUGGCCAAACCACCUCCGGUCUCAGGGGACUGCACUGGGGCUGGCGAAUCUCUUCUUGGCCGAUGAAAUCACGCUGGUCGCCGCUCCCGUGCUAUCCCAUUGCGGCUGGAAAUCCUGGUCGUCUUGUCGCUAUUGGUCUGGUCUUCGGUCCCUCCGUCACGCAGCUUCCUAGUAAAGUCCUUUUGAGAGCCGAUGCUAUAAAGUCAGAUCACCUAAACGCUCUAUAG
Messenger RNA from Fonsecaea pedrosoi CBS 271.37, 888 nucleotides. RefSeq lists its product as uncharacterized. NCBI's taxonomy places the organism in Eukaryota, Fungi, Ascomycota, Eurotiomycetes, Chaetothyriales, Herpotrichiellaceae. Bases 1 to 888 code for a protein of 295 amino acids. The record is from RefSeq and is a predicted model, not a curated record. Gene Ontology annotation, molecular function: carbohydrate:proton symporter activity. Gene Ontology annotation, cellular component: membrane. Gene Ontology annotation, biological process: transmembrane transport; carbohydrate transport. The transcript has 2 exons.